CGGUUUGCUCACUGCCUGUGUUGUCAAACGAAUUGCGGUUACACUCGUCUCUUAUUGGAACAGUUUGAUUACAUAUGUGAUUAGAGGGUACGUUCUUUCACAAACACAACAGUUUCCCACGAAUGUCCUCUUCCGUUUCAUCCAUCGUUACUUUUUCCUUUAUAUCAAACAAGGAAAACAAGAAAAAAAUACAGCGCAGAAGAAUAAAAAACACACUGAAAUCUCACCCCUUACGAAGAUGUCUGUAGAGAUUGGGAUGUUGUUGAUCGGCUCAACGGGACUUGCCAUUUUCAUCGCCGCGAUAACAAUUGUCACUUUCCAGUUGCUGAGAUCCUACGUGCACAAAUGGAUUCAAAUGAAACCCAUACCCGGACUUAGCCCUACCUAUCCAAUUUUCGGCAAUGCUCUUCAUUUUAAAACAGAUGGAGGAGAUUUCUUUAGUCAAAUGGCAGAGAUAACUGCUGAACACAGGGGUUUACCACUAUUGAAGAUAUGGUUGGGCACAUUGCCAUUUGUGUUGCUGUAUCAUGCAGAAAACGUUGAGGUGAUGCUGAGCAGUUCCAGGCAUAUCGAAAAAUCAUAUGCAUAUGUGUUUUUACACCCAUGGCUGGGCACAGGCCUACUGACAAGCACUGCUGAAAAAUGGCGUUCACGAAGAAAGAUGUUAACGCCAACAUUUCAUUUUUCAAUCUUGACUGAGUUCUUGGAGGUUAUGAAUGAGCAGUCAGAUAUAUUGGUCAAGAAACUGGAAAAGCACGCUGAUAAGGAAACCUUCAACUGCUUCAGUCACAUCACUCUCUGUGCCUUGGAUAUUAUUUGUGAAACUGCAAUGGGAAAGAAAAUCUAUGCUCAGAGUAACUCUGAUUCUGAAUAUGUUCAGGCUGUUUACAGGAUGAGUGAUAUAAUACAUCGUAGACAGAAGAUGCCAUGGUUUUGGUCAGAUCUUACAUAUUAUGUCUUCGGUGAAGGAAGGAAGCAUAACAGAAACUUGAAAAUUCUACACUCCUUCACUGAGAGUGUUAUUGCUGAGAGGGCACAAAAUAUGGCCAGUCCUGAAAAGAAUUCUUUGAGCUCUGAUAGUGACACAGAUCACAUUGCCAAAAAGAAAAGGAAAGCUUUUCUUGACAUGCUCCUGAAUGCCACGGAUGAAGACGGCAAUGGCCUGAGCCAAGAGGAUAUCCGGGAGGAAGUGGACACCUUUAUGUUUGAGGGACACGAUACCACAGCCGCUGCUAUGAAUUGGACAAUUCAUUUGUUAGGCUGUCAUCCAGAGGAACAGAGAAAAGUUCAAAAAGAACUUGACGAAGUGUUUGGUACCUCUGACCACCCUGUAUCCAUGGAAGAUCUGAAGAGGCUGCGAUACCUCGAAUGUGUUAUAAAGGAGUCUCUCCGCUUGUUCCCAUCAGUUCCUUUUUUUGGGCGUACCUUUUGUGAAGACUGUAACAUAAAUGGUUUUAAAGUGCCGAAAGGAGCCAAUGCUCUCAUUAUCCCAUAUGCUCUACACCGUGACCCCAGGCACUUCCCAGACCCUGAGGAGUUCAGACCAGAGCGCUUCCUCCCAGAGAAUUCCUCCAAGAGACACCCUUUUGCAUUUGUUCCAUUUUCAGCAGGGCUAAGAAACUGCAUCGGUCAACGCUUUGCACUGAUGGAGGAGAAAGUUAUUCUCUCCAAGAUACUGCGCCAUUUCCAAGUAGAGGCCAAACAGAAACGGGAUGAGAUGCGCCUCCUCGGGGAGCUUAUCCUUCGUCCAGAGAGCGGCAUCUUGAUUCAGCUAACAAAGAGAACACAGAAACUCAUAUAAUCAUUUGGUUACCACUUUUUAAUCCUUGAGCCCGGUACCUAAGUUUUGACUCAUUGAUACCACCCAGAGGGACACAUUUUAACAAUGCAUUUUUGAAAGCCCUAUACCUGUGGAUGGUAUAAAUGUAUUAUAGCAGCUUUGAUCAUGUAGCUUUAUAUAAAAAUCCAUCACUUAUAAUCGCCCCCCUCAUACUAAUAAAAAAGCAGUACUACACAAUUAAUAUUCAUUAUGCGAACAGAGAAUCAUUGUAAAUCAGUUUUGAUAAACAAUUGACAGUUAAUUACAAUAACUAUUUUUAUAUCAAAAUUAACACUUUUUACUAACCCUGUAUUUUGCUUUGCAUUUGUAUUAGAACUAAUCUGUCAAGUUCAUCGUCACGUGAGAGACCAAAAUCACUCACUUUCCUGAUUUUCUUGAUUUUCACAAGUCUUGAGUUUGCACAUGUCUGAGCACUUCAUUCCAUUGCUCGUGCAUAGGCAGUAUGGUAGCUGACAGGAUCUUGCACAUUUGCAGGCCAGAACUGCUUCAGGUGCUGGAGAACCAUCCAUCCAGUCGAUAGUAAGGUCAUCUUGGCCAUCUGCAGACUCAAGCUUCCACCCAAAUCCAAUGGGAUUUGGAAUUUCAGGCCUCUUUUCCAAGCACCUCUUACAUAUCGCUGUUUGAUAGUUAGCUGUCUGUGCAUGUUUAAACUGAUACGACUCAAUCUCACCCUUCCUACUGCAGAAUAGCUGGCACCGAAAGUCAUUUAAAUUGAUGUCUUCAGAAUUAGAUCCAUACAACUGCCAGGUAAACUGGUCGAAUUCGGAGAACAGGAAUGUAGAAAGAUUCCAUCCCUGACCUAGUAACUGAAAGAUAUCUUGUACUGAUUUGUCUGUUUCCAGCAUUUUCAAAGCACUAGUCUUUCCACGCCCAACAAAGGCACUGACAGAAUCGUUGCCUGUGAAAGCACGGAGUCCUAGUAUUCCCUUACACACACCUGAACCACAGGCACUGCAGACUUUACUAGUGUCUGUAAAUCUUGUGCGAGUGCAAGUUCCACAUUUCACAAAGAGAGGUGCAUUAAUUACAUCAUUGAAGGCAAGGCAGGACAGAAACACAUCAGUGUCCUCAGAAGUAAUGACAGCUGCUCUGCUUCCAGAUUUUGCAGCAUGAGAAGCAUGGAGUACAUGUCUUGUAUCUGCUUCUUGGUGUGACUCUAACUGAGGCACGUUUUCACUGGUGUCCUUUGUAAUUCUGUAGCAUCUAUGUUUGUAACAAAAAUACUUUGUCAUCUGUAAUCAGUUUUUGAGUCCCUGGCAUCAUCCAUUCGUUGACUGAGAAGUGUAUCAGUGCUACUUUGUUGUCAGUACUUUUAAAAAACGUUCUCCACUGGCUAACCAUUUAGCCUACAAUUAUGUUCUUGUACUGACUCCUAAGUCCUGACAUCGGUUUAGUCAAAUACAAUGUCAGUUCUUGAACUUUGGGUACUUUCUCUGAGGGCUGCUAACAGGACUGAUGAUGCAACCUGUCCAAAGGUUUUCUGGUCUGCCUUUACUUUAUGGACCAAUGCCAUGCUAUUAAUAAUUGUUGCUAGGGAUAAGGAAUGUCCUUAGCAACAUAUGCUUCUUUCUGCAACUCUCUGCUAGAACGGCUUUGAUGGUUUUCCAUGGUUGACAGAGAUCAUGGCAGAGGCCCAAGACAUUCCUUAUGUGUAGCUCUUUCCUGGUCUGGGCUGUCAGGAUCAUUUGGCCAAAGAGUUUCCUGUCUCUUUGAGAAUAAGGUCCUUGCCCUUUGCUUUCAUUUUCAUUUUCUUUUUUUGUCAUCUGAGAAUGUCUUCAACUUCUGUUUUGUCAGAUUGUCAUGAAAUUUGUACUUUGGAGUCACACUCUCCAGUGUUCUGCAGUCAGGUAGAAUCUGGUCACAGCUCCUGGUUUCAGACUGUAUUUUCUGAUCACUCCUGGUAUUUUGAAGUCUUUGUUCACAGUCUCCUCAGUUGUUUGAUCGACUGCAAUCUUCCCAAAAGCGUUUUCUGACCCUAAUUGAACUGAGAAUCCUCCGUGUUUGAAGUGUUCAUAGACUUCAGGAUGUUCAGUGGGGAGCUUUGACAUAUCUGCAUAGUACACAGGCAAAUAUCGUGAGUCAUUCGUCUUAUCAUAGGUGAAGCCCAUAGCCCAUGGGUAACAAUCUGACGUGCAGCAUUAUCAAUGAUCAUGUCAUUCUGAGAGUGUUCUGAGAAAGUCUUCAACAAGCUUCUGGUUUUCCUUUGCCAAAUCAUAAACUGUGAAUUUGUCUGGAAUGACAAGAAGUUUGCCUUUCUUAUCUGGGAAUAUGUGGAGUGCUUCCUUGAAUUCAAUUUUCAGUUUUUUUGUUAUGUGCUUUUUGGUAGAAUCCAGUAUCUUCUUGAUUCCAGCAGUCAUAAUAUGGUCCAACAGUUUAGCUGUAAGAUCAACCAUUUUGAUAACUUGAGGCUUUGCAUCACACCCUGCAUCCUCAUCUGCAUUCAUUGUCUGAAUUCCCUGACACAGAUGCUGGGUUACUGUCCAGUCUUCUUGUGUAGUUUCUGAGCAUGAGCAGUGAUAAUGUGCUUCAGCUGUCACAAUAUCUCAGAGAAACCAUACCAAGGAUUCUUUCAUCUUGCUUUCCCAUGGCAAUUUGUCUGACUGUCCUGUCAGUGUGGAGAUCUAAACAUUGUAAAGUGGGUUCUCCAGUUUGUGACCCCUUCUUAUACUUUUCUUUUUGACAAAACAUGUAGUGCUUCUCAUACCCCCCCAGAAGCUGGGGGCGGUUGUCUGCUUGCCCUCUUGUAGCUGUGUAUUUCAGGAGCAGCAUCUUCAGAUUUGUAGUUUUUAUUUCAUUGACUAAAUCUUGCUUCAGAGUGAAUCUGCAUCUGCAAAGUCUGGUAAAAUACCAGAGGUACCUGUUCUUCAGGGGUGCUUUUUGACACAUCCAGUAUGGUUCCUAAUUUUGGCUGCAUUUAGGAUAGUCUCCCUGGAUGCAAAGUCUUUGGGUGUAAUCAAAUAACUUUCAGGGCUUGUAUCGGUCACUGCACAGACAAAAGUGAGAUUGAUUCUGGGUUUUUUACUUGGUGGGUGGUUAGUUUCUUGCCUAUCUGUGUGGGAAACAUCACAACUACUUGUAUCACCAGCUACUUCCGUGACAAUAUAUUAAAUUGUCUUAGGAUGGGGAAUAGCAUUCUUGGAAAACUUUCUGUCUCUCCUGGGAUUUUUAGAUUUUAUAGAUUUUUAUAUCUAUCUGGGCAGGUUGUGGUACAUUUUAUGUUGGUUGUGAUACAUUUUACUUCCCCACAUCAACUUGUCUUAAAAUAAAAUCAAACAAAUACAUUUGGGGCCGUUGUCUCUCAGCCUCUCGGCUGCAUUGCCAUUUGGGCCUAUUGCAGUAGAACAUUUUCUAACAUCCAUAACAUAUCUGAAUUUAAUAGGCAGUCCAACUAUUAUUAUUUAUAUUAGAACAAUUCCCUGUCUAUCUAGCGAAUUCCCUUUAUUAAAUAAUACCCCAGAUAUAGGUAAAUUACAGUAGUUAUAAUUCCCCUGUAGUUUCCCCUAAGUCCAAUUUAAUUGUUUACAUUCCAGUUUAGUAGGUUCCAGUUCUAUUUAUAAUUGUUCUCCAUAUACAGUAGUUAUCCCACUGCUCAAAACUUAUGUACUGUUUACAUACAUUUUGUUUUUUAUAACUUUUGAAUUAGUCUUUAACCUGAAGCAAUAAAAACGAUUAUGUUAGGGGCAGUACCUUUUGUCUCUCAGCCACCCAGCAGCACUCUGUAUCUGUCAUUUGGGCCUAUUGCAGUAGAGCAUUACUCCCAGCAUUACCCCCCUAUUUAGCCCUGCCUCCCUACUGCUACACUGCUUUCUAGCGGAAGUCCCUAAUAGCUGCCUCAUUCAAUUGCAUUGAAUUCCAGGCUGUUGUUUCACUUUGUUUAUUCCAUAGUCCCUACUAUAUAUAUCCUUUCCUAGAAAAGUCUAAUUUAUUGAAAACAGUUAGACACAAUGUGAUAUAUUUAGCAAUGCUUGCAUGACAUACGUGGUAAUGUGAUAAACUCAGAAAAUUGCAGGCCAUCUUCGAUGUUGCAUAAAAAACUACAUCCGUCAAACUGUCAUAUAUAUUUUAAAAUCUUUUGACUAGACCUAGAAACUGACACCAUUCAAAAUUUGCCCCCAAAAGUAGUACUAGCCGUGCUCAUGGACUAUUUGUAAAAAAAGUGGUAUACCUACAGUACCAAUUUUCGUACUUUUUUUUUUUUUUUUUUAUGAAGUAACCUGAUUAGGUGGAAACAGAGAUACAAGAAAGGCAAAUUUGUAACUUGUCUGACAGUCUUCAUAAAAUAGUGUUUGUAAUGGAUAUUAGUUCAUAUAAGCCACAUGUAUUACUUUAUGUUGAAUAGUACUCUUUGUUUAUAAGAAAAAUUAACCUGCUACUUUGGUUUGGACUGCAUGGCUGUAUUUUAAAAUAAUUAGAGUCAACUUGCUAUGUGUGAGAAAAAUGAAUAUUGCCUGAGUUAUCAGUGCCUUCAGAUUGUUUUAAUUUCUGGACAGAAGGGGAAACAUGGUAAUAAUAUGAAGUAUAUGUUUGGUUUGCUGGGCAGUAUAAUUCUGUAAUUAGAUCUCUUAUUGGCAGUCAAGCUCUAAAGGUUAAAAAAUAAAUAAAUAAAUAAUAAAGUUAAAUUAUGUCUGUACGUUAUUAUUAACUUAGUGUGAUUAUCAAUCACAUGCAGUAAUUUACUGCUUUUUAGUCUGGAAAUGAAAUUGAGCUGACACACCAGUGAAUUUUAACAGGGGGAAAAAAAAAAGACAUUAAGAUUUUAUCCACUUCAACAUUUACCAAGUGGAAGCUGCCGUAAUAUGACUAAUGCCAAUAAAAUAUAUGCUACAGUGUGUACAAUAAAUGUUCUAAAAUAACUGAAAUAUAAAAUACCUUUUUUAUUAGCUCUAA
Polyodon spathula (Mississippi paddlefish) is the source of this 6727-nucleotide messenger RNA. Its product is annotated as cytochrome P450 4V2. The transcript has 11 exons. The record is from RefSeq and is a predicted model, not a curated record. The coding region runs from base 239 to 1801 and encodes 520 amino acids. Gene Ontology annotation, molecular function: monooxygenase activity; oxidoreductase activity, acting on paired donors, with incorporation or reduction of molecular oxygen; heme binding. NCBI's taxonomy places the organism in Eukaryota, Metazoa, Chordata, Actinopteri, Acipenseriformes, Polyodontidae.